AAACAUUAAAGAAAAUGAAAAGAACAGCUCAAGCAAUACUCAGAUAUAAAAUGAUUGAUUCUUUUAUUUGUUUGCUGAAACUGCCAUGGCUUUCCUGAAACAUUGCCUCAGCCUCUGUGCUCUUCUGCACUGCUUGCUUUCUCUGUUACAUUUAGUGAACGGUGAAGUUGAUUUAGAAGAGCUUUUCAAAGGCUUUAACAUCUACAAAAACUCACAAAGCCAGUUGUAUCUCAACAAAAACUCCAAAGCACAAUGUAUAGCAGAACAAAUCGCAAAGAAAUUGUACAACCAACUGCCUUGCAGUCGAACCAUCAACGGUGACGCCCUUUUGCCAUCGAACCAAAGCCAACUUCCAUUGUUCACUCAUUACUCAAGCAAGUGCCAAGUUAACCUCAAUCAUACACUAGACGCUGUUAUUUUACCCAUAUACGUGCCUAACUCAGAAGAUGGGCUUGUGCUUGCUGGCUGCAAACAUUCUCAGGCUUCAAAGUACUUGGGUAAUGCAACUUAUACAAGGGUAGGCCUUGCAAAAAAUAAAGAUUGUUUGGUGAUUGCUUUGGGUACUGAUGCACUUGGUGGCAGCUAUUCUGCUGGUGUCUCUCAGAUUCAAAAUAUUGGUCGGGUUUAUUGCUUGGGAUUUAUUGUUUUCGGGGUCAUUUCUUUGUUUUGGUGAGGAUCAAUAGCGCUUGUUUCCUUUCAUCUCCAACAUGUUACGAUUUACGUUCAAUGAGCGCUUGUUUCCUUUCAUCUCCAACAUGUUACGAUUUACGUUCAAUGAACAUCUCAAGGAGUCAUGUAAUGCAGUACACCUUCACUUUUAUACAAUAUGGAACAGCUUGAAGAAUUUA
Molecule: messenger RNA, 848 nt
Organism: Cucurbita maxima (winter squash)
Lineage: Eukaryota; Viridiplantae; Streptophyta; Magnoliopsida; Cucurbitales; Cucurbitaceae
Exons: 2
Coding region: 86-673 (195 amino acids)
Source: RefSeq, a predicted model, not a curated record